CUAAGCGACACAUAAGCACAUGCACGUAUGUAUGCAUCCAGCGAUUCGGGGCUUGCAUAUCAAGGCUAAAAUGCAGCAACAUACAAAAAAUUAUUUACAGCGCGGUGUGAGAUGAUAAACACAAGGCAGACCCCAUAAGUUUAAUACUUAAAAUGUAUGUGAAUCACGAAAUCAUGUGAGCGUGUAUAAAUCGAAAUCCAUUUUUUAACCAAUAUAUAGUGUGUGCGUUCCGCUUGGUUUGUUUGACGCCAAUUCAUUCAUUCGACACCUGAAGCUUGUACUGCAAAUCAAUAUCAAUGUUGUAACGACAAGUCACUGAACAUCCAACUUUUAAUUCUUGACUAGAACCCUGAAUCCUGACAAAAGAGGAUCGUACCAAAGAGUGAAUACUUCAACAACGCGUGAUGCGAUUUAUUGAAGUGUUAACGAAAUGGGUAGUGCUUGGUGGCAGUGCGCUGCCUGCUUGAGAACUCAGGAAGAAGAUAUUUGCGAACUACAGUUAAACCACUGCAACCUCUAUGACGUACCCCCGGACGUAUUCAUCUACGAAAGAACGUUGGAAAAACUUUUUCUCGAUGCAAAUAGAAUCAAGGACCUUCCACGACCAUUAUUUCAAUGCCAUGAACUGCGUGUAUUGUCACUGAGUGAUAACGAAGUUGGUACGCUGCCACCGGCGAUAGCAUCUUUAAUAAAUUUGGAACAUUUGGACUUGAGCAAAAACACGAUAAAGGAGCUUCCGGACAGUAUUAAGGAAUGCAAAAAUUUACAAUCUAUCGAUAUUAGCGUGAACCCGUUUGAACGAUUUCCUGAUGCCAUCACACAUAUCGUUGGGCUACGAGAGCUAUACUUAAACGAUGCUUACAUCGAGUAUUUACCAGCGAAUUUCGGAAGACUGUCCUCAUUGAAGACCCUCGAGCUCAGAGAAAACAACAUGAUGACUUUGCCCAAAAGUAUGAGUCGUCUUGUCAAUUUGCAGAGACUGGAUAUAGGGAAUAAUGAUUUUACCGAAUUGCCUGAAGUUGUUGGGGACUUGAUAAACCUGACCGAACUUUGGAUAGAUGGUAACGACAUACGUAGAAUCCCAACAAACAUAGAGCAGCUAGUCAGACUGAAUCAUUUUGACUGUACGAUGAAUGCUGUGCACUUAAUGCCGUCGGAAAUUCAAGGGUGGCGUGAUAUAUCGAUCAUGAAUCUUUCCUCCAACGAGAUUUAUCAGCUGCCGGAUUCUCUCUGCUACCUACAGACCGUAGUUACUCUUAAAAUUGAUGAUAAUCAAUUGAAUGCUUUGCCGGAUGAAAUUGGUCAAAUGUCUAGCUUGGAAGAGCUGAUAGUGACGAAAAACUUUUUAGAAUACUUGCCACCUUCGAUAGGCCUUUUAAGAAAGCUCCACUGCUUGAAUGCCGACAAUAAUUACCUCAGAUCCUUACCACCUGAGAUCGGCAGCUGUUCGGCAUUGUCUCUCCUCUCCUUGAGAUCCAACAAUUUAUCCAAGAUACCACCGGAGCUCGGUCACUUGGCAUCGUUGAGAGUUUUAAAUUUAGUCAACAAUUGCAUUAAAUUUUUACCUGUCUCAAUGCUGAAUUUGAAUUGCUUAAAAGCCUUGUGGCUCAGCGACAAUCAAAGCCAGCCCCUUGUUCCCUUGCAACAAGAAUUCAACUGCGAAGAGGACAUUAUGGUUCUCAGCUGCUUCAUGCUGCCUCAAAAACCACGACAGGAUAUCGAACAAAUGGAACAACCGGUUGGGCCACUCACAGGAACGGUUCCAGGAUCGGGGCGCAGAAUAUGCUUUGCAGCCGAAGUGGAAUCCGAAGGUCCUAGGCAGCUCCAUCGUGCACCGACUCCCUACCCUAAGGAACUUCGCAACCUCGCCAGGCACGCAAGAAACCUUCACCAUCAAUCCAAUUACAAUCAACAGAGCAAUUUGGAACCAGAAACUACCAUCAGAGAAGCAAUCGUCACCAAGGCAACUGCAUCUUUGAGCAUCCUCUCAAAUUCUGGUUCUUUGCCGCACCAAUCACCGUCAGGCAAGAAUUUUCACCCGCCAUCCACACCGGACGGUUCCCGUACUUCCAAUCAUUAUCAUAACAAUGACGCGUGCGAAGUGGAGGCGAAUCGAGUUUAUUCCGAGGAAUCUUCGGAUGAAGCGAACAAAAUCGUUUUGGCAGAAGAAAAGAGCCCCGAUAUUCGCGAGGCUAAAUGCAUUCGAAAUCCUUCCUCCGAAUACAUAAAGCAGCCAACAGUCGCAGAUUACGUUAAUUCAACUUGGAAACCUGAUGAAUAUUCUAAGGCCAACAUAGCUAAAAUAAUUGAGUCUGAAAAGUUUGCCGAACCUUAUAGAAGUACUCCUAUCAACGGAGACAAAGGCAUUAAUCAUUUUGGUAUUGACGGUUUCAAAGUUAACGACGUACCUCCGCUGCCACCGCCUUAUCACAUCGCGGCAGCAUUUUCAAAGAAAGCCAUGCUUUUUCAGCAAAUCAAUAAUGCUACAACAGAACCACAAAUCCUGCCUUCGAAAGUGUCGUCGUUAAGUUCAUUGAAAUUCGAUCAACCCUUAAACCUAGUAAAUCAAAAUAAUAAAGCAAUAACCAGUCCGGGUAAAGAGAAAAGUUUUAACCGUUCAAAAAAUGACAAUACUAACGCGGCAAUUUACGCCAAUGAAUUAGCGGAAAUGCAAGUUGAUAUAAUAGAGAAGACUGUUAUGGACAAGAGAGUCUCCGUCGACACAGUGGACAAUCCACUUGUUGAAAUUGAAGAAACUUUGAAUAGCUCUGACCUAUUGUCGGAGAAUGAUCAAAGUUUGAGGCCCAGUAAGAUACCGAUAUUGAAACAGAAAUAUUUCGACGACGAUUCUCUCAACAAAUAUACGAACUCUGUGGAAACUAACGACAGCUACAAGUCAUUGAGUUUGUCAUCUACACCGACGUCGCCUAUAACAGGAAAAAAAUACAGAGUACCUCUUUCCUCGCGCACGAAACCUGUCGCGAGCAGUAAAAAGUUUGAUAAUGGUUUAUCGUCGGGCAAAAACGAGUCGGAGAGUCGUAAUGUGAACGAAAUUGAUCAACAGUUGAUGGAUAAAUAUUCGAUGAAAAGUAAUUCGAGUAAUAAUCUUAAGGAUGAUGUGAAAUCUUUGGACAAGAGAAACGACAAUUUAGAAAAUAAUCAUAGUUUAAUAUAUACACUGGACGACAAUUUGCCAGUUAGUAAUAAAUGUGCUGUGAAAAUACAAAAUGAUACAAUCAUCUCUGGGCGGAACACAUCUACGGCGACGUCGAAGUCAUUCGACAAUGCAAACGCGUCAAUUAAUGCUAAAUCAAAAAUUCCAACUUUGACCAACUCGCCAAGCCCUGAAAGGAAGCCCAGACUGAAGUGGAUGUUCGGACCUCACAAAAAUGCUAACGUCUUCCCAGUACAAGUGAGAAAAAAUCCUGGUCUCGGAUUUAGCAUCGCUGGCGGUGUGGCUGGGGCUGAAACGGAAACUCCAACUGCCGGGGGUGGCUGGGAAUAUUGAUAUUAAACACUAGCUACGUUGUCGCAAUUUCGGCACUAUAUUUAAAACAAAGCUAAAAAUGAAACAAAAUAAUAGGAAAUAAAAUAAAAUAAUAGGAACAUACAUACCUAUAUUAAACAAAAAUCAUCAAUUUUCAUGGUGUAAUCGAUGAAGAAUUCAAAAACUACAAAAAAAAACAAAACAAAAAAAAACAAAUUCAACGUUAGAUAUAUUUUCUAAUUACAUAUAGGGGGGAAUUUGUCGCAUUUCAUCAAAUCGCUGAACGACACGAUUGCCAAUCUGUAGGUAUCGUAUAAUUUUUCCCCUGUCAUUUUCAAAACUAUUUCCAGUGAAAUGAAAUAAAUUUCCCUUUACGUAUAUAAUACAUAUAAUACUUAUAUUGUUAUCUGUAUCUGAACAACACACGAACCUUCUGACUUUCCAUAUUUAUUAUUACAAUAUUAUUACUAUUAUUAUUAUAAUAAUUAUUAUUAUUAUUACCAACUACUAAGUGAUCGCAUUGUAUAAAAUUAAAUUAUUUUUUUAUUUUUUUUUUCCUUCAAUUUUUUUUUAUUUUCACUCCCACUAAUUUCUUUGAUCUUGUUUCUUCGAAGCCAUAUCAAGCCAUACGUAGAUUUAUUUUCGUAUAAACAGUUUCCGCCAUCGGUUUACCUUUCGUAUGAAACUUGAAACUUUUAAUUAAAAUUUACAAACCUACGGAAGUUGUCUGUGUGUUGUCAGAAUCUGAUUUCACGACUGCCAAACUCUUGUGAUUGGAUAUCUAGCCUUAGAUUAUAUGUACAUUAUAAAUGUAAACAAAUAUCUAUAUACAUAAACACGCAUUUACACAUGUGUUGUGUGUGUGUGUGUAUAUAUAUAUAUAUAUAUAUACAUGCAUACAUACAUAUACGCAUGUGUAAAAAAAUAAAUGAAGAAAUAUAUAUAUAUAUACUCAGGUCUAAGGUAGACAGUUAUAUAUAUAUCUAUGUGUGGAUAGAAAAAUGAAGAAAAUUCAAGGGCUACAGAUCGACCAGUGCAAAUCUUACUCAACGCUUACCUACGUCACUCGAUACAACAUACCAUACGAUACCGUAAUACCUGCUCUUCCGUUUCACGUCUUCUUUAACGAUUAAAUGUACUGAAAGGCAAAUAAAAGCUUUAAGGUAAAUGAAUAUAAUUUUCUAAGAAGCGAAUUUAAAAGAAAAUUAGCUUACCAAAAGUUUCAACCACGUCAAAUAAGAGCAAUAAAUAAUUUCACUUUGUCGUUGAUACUGAUAUAUAGAUAUGUAUAGUAUAAUUAAUGAUGACACUAAUAAAAUUAGUAAUAAGAAUAAUUAAUAAUAAUUAUUAUAGUUAUAGUCCAUUUAUAAAUAAAUAAUAUCUCGUAAUUCCUAUUGCACUGGUCGUUCUGCAUCUGAUGAUCGUCGCGGAUCACAGACCUACGUUUUAAUCGGUGAAGAAAAUUACGGAUCAAUGCAGGAGAAGGUCGUUAAAAUUAUAAUUGAUGAAGAAAAUUAAUAUCAUAAUGCAUGUUCUAUAAAUAACCAAGGUUGAAUAAAUUUUUUCGUUAUAAUCAAUUUCUGAACCGUUUUGAGUUCACGGAAAGGCCUGAGAAAGAAACAAGGACAUUUUUUCGGUUAUGUGGGUUCAGUAAAUUUUUUUCUUUUACAAUUCG
Messenger RNA from Neodiprion fabricii, 5162 nucleotides. It is a transcript of the gene Lap1, whose product is annotated as protein lap1. Gene Ontology annotation, cellular component: postsynaptic density; postsynaptic membrane; adherens junction. Gene Ontology annotation, molecular function: protein binding. Gene Ontology annotation, biological process: neurotransmitter receptor transport postsynaptic membrane to endosome; neurotransmitter receptor transport, endosome to postsynaptic membrane. The record is from RefSeq and is a predicted model, not a curated record. The coding region runs from base 431 to 3508 and encodes 1025 amino acids. NCBI's taxonomy places the organism in Eukaryota, Metazoa, Arthropoda, Insecta, Hymenoptera, Diprionidae. The transcript is spliced from 11 exons.